Pleuronectes platessa (European plaice) is the source of this 2093-nucleotide messenger RNA. RefSeq lists its product as uncharacterized. NCBI's taxonomy places the organism in Eukaryota, Metazoa, Chordata, Actinopteri, Pleuronectiformes, Pleuronectidae. Bases 179 to 427 code for a protein of 82 amino acids. The transcript has 4 exons. The record is from RefSeq and is a predicted model, not a curated record.
UCUCUCUCUCCUUCUCUCUCUCUCUCCUUCUCCCUCUCUCUCUCUACUGUGGCCUGUGUGCUCUCAGUCUUUUGCGGCACUGAAUAGAUCAGUGAUAUCAACGUGUGCUACGGUGCCAGGCUAACGGUUAUUCUCAGGCACGGGCACCUGCUGACAAAUACAGUGUGAGCGACUCAACAUGGGAAACUGCACCUCAGGGAUAAAGAAGAAAAGAAAAGAUGAGUCUGCAAGAAAUGAUAAGCCUGCCGAGGAUGUGACGUACGCCUCGAUUGACCACAGCACUGCCAAAGGACCGAGAACAUCCAGAGCUGUGAGUGACGACUGUGAAUAUGCCACAGUUCAGGUCCCGGCAGCGCCACAACCUGAACCCGAGUGUGGGUCCUCAUCCAAAGAAGAAUGUGGAGAUGAUUAUGUUCUGAUGGGUUGAAUAUGAAGUUCAUUUGGACCAUUGACGGAUGGAGAACUGGCAGAUAAUAUCAUACACUUGCAGUGUGCUGUUUGACUGAGACAUUUCCAGUUGAACUGAUCAAAUCUUGAUUUUCCAUGACCAAAAUGGGACAAAAUGAAAAAACAAAACCCUUCAAAUCCAACAGCAGCUGUAGAAAAAUAACCCCUGACAUGUUUCCCUUCACUUCUGAGGGAAUCUGACCUCUACAUUCCUCUGUGGUGCUUCUUUCUCAAGGAGAGAAACGUGUCUUGCCUCUUUUCAGCAGAAACCCAACCUCAGGAGAACGUGAAACUGUGUAGCCCUGACUACCCAAAACAUGAACUAAAUAUCAGGAAGCACUAAGUCAGAGUCAGACUCGAUGACAUUAAGAUGCAUAGUGAUUAAUCGGUUCUGGGCCUUGUGUGUGUGUUUGUGUGUUAUAGUCAGAAUCACUGCACAUCACCUAGAACAAUAUAUUAAAAGUUAAGAAUCUUAAUUUUUCAUGUUUUCAUCUGAAUUCCCGAAGCAUGGUGACAUUAGUACAUGAUCUAAGAGUAAUAAAUCCGAGAAAACUGAAAAUGGUGAGAAAUAAAAAUCCAUAAACCCAUUAAUAAUACCGUUUAUUCUGGAGGGGUUGGAAGUGGAACUGGAGCCAGUCUUCUAAAUAUUCUGAUUGAGCAGAUAAAGGUUUGAUCUUCAUCACAGUCUCAAACCUUUACUCCCCCUCUAACCAAAGUUUCACUUAAGCUCAGAUCUCUAAUGUUUGUACAAUAAAUUGGCAAAAAACAAAUCAAUGAUGACAAAAAUGAGGUGUUGAUAAAAUGUACACAUUUCAAAUCAUUUUAAAUGACAUAGUGCUUCCAAUACUGCUACUAUUGCACACCACUUAAACAUAAUACAUCUUAUCUGAGACCUUGUUUUUAAAUUUGUAUUUGUUUCUUAUUUUUUAUGUGUGUGCAUAGACCACAUCUUAGUCUAAGCCUGUAUCUCAUUGGAUAAUUUAUAUGUUUGAAAGCAACAUGAAGUGAUGGAUUAAGUGAACAGUUGUAAUUGACUGGAAUUUUCUUUAUUUCAUUGUGUUUUUUUUUAUAUUUUAAGUUUACGAACUUACAAUUGUGUUUGUUAUUCUGCUGCAUUAAUCACCUGCAUUUCUGAACAUAUCUGAAACAUUUCACAGCAGUGGUCCCUUCGACGUUCAUUAAACCCACGAUUAAGAUUCUUUGCUACAUAUCAUAGAGAGACAAGUAUUUAUUUACUAGAUUAUUAUGUAUAUUCUUUUUUUGCAAUAAAACUAGGCAACAUUGGGGUGAGACAAAUAAUAAUUAUAGUUGCUGCAGCCUUUUAUUUGUAAACUGAAUUUGCAUUAUGCAUUUAAGUAUCAGGUUCUCCUGACACAAAUAAAAUAUCCAUUAUUAAUUUUGCAUUAAAAAGCUGCAGAGGUGAGGUUUGCAAUAAUUCAGCCUGUAUUCCAACAAUUGUCACUUGCCUUUAUUAGCAUUCGGUGAACAUAUAGACAUUUUUUCUGCUAAGUUUGAUCACUCUUCCCGUUCUUACUGUCCAUCAGUAGAUCCUUUUAUUAAAUAAAUCCAGUGUGAGAGAUGGAGGACGACGUCCAAAGUCCUUGUUCCACACACAAAAUAUUGAAUAAAGUUCAGCUGGAGUUAAA